Molecule: messenger RNA, 1578 nt
Organism: Clupea harengus (Atlantic herring)
Lineage: Eukaryota; Metazoa; Chordata; Actinopteri; Clupeiformes; Clupeidae
Gene: adrm1
Product: ADRM1 26S proteasome ubiquitin receptor
Cellular component (GO): cytoplasm; proteasome regulatory particle, lid subcomplex; nucleus
Molecular function (GO): endopeptidase activator activity; proteasome binding
Source: RefSeq, a predicted model, not a curated record
CCGAACCAAUCGCUUCUUCGGGGAGGGUAAAUACCAGGCAGGAAGUGUAAAACUCAGAGGAAAACAGGACACAGCCGAAGAAGGUGCUCAGGAUAACCUUACAAUUUCUUAAUAUACUCAUCACUGCAGUUCAUAAAGAGAGAACAAUGUCGUCAGGAGCUCUUUUCCCAAGCCUGAGUUCAGGCUCCCGUAGCUCUUCCAGCAAAUACCUGGUGGAGUUCAGGGCUGGUAAGAUGAGCCUGAAGGCCAGCACAGUGACACCGGACAAGAGAAAGGGAAUGGUCUAUGUCCAGCAAACGGACGACUCGCUCAUCCACUUCUGUUGGAAGGACAGAACGAGCGGAAACGUUGAGGAUGACCUGAUCAUUUUCCCUGAUGACUGUGAGUUUAAGAGGGUGAGCCAGUGCACCACGGGGCGUGUGUUCGUUCUCAAGUUUAAGGCUGGGUCCAAACGUCUAUUUUUCUGGAUGCAGGAGCCCAAAACAGAUAAAGAUGAGGAGCACUGCCGCAAGGUGAAUGAAUUCCUGAACAACCCUCCCAUGCCAGGGGCUCUUGGCAGUGGAGGCAGUGGCAGCCAUGAGCUGUCUGCUCUGGGAGGAGAAGGUGGCUUGCAAAGCCUUCUGGGUAACAUGAGCCAUAACCAACUCAUGCAGCUGAUUGGACCAACUGGACUAGGAGGACUUGGUGGACUAGGUGCUCUAGCAGGACCAGGCCUGGCCAGUCUGUUGGGAAGUGGAGGGACGGGCAGUAGCUCAACCUCAAGCUCCCGCAGCCAGUCGGCGGCUGCCACCCCGUCCUCUGGCUCUGCUGGGGCCCGGACCAGCUCUGCUCAGGCUGCAACCACGCCCGUCACCCCUGCUGCUAGCGCCCCUGCUGCCGCUGCUGCCUCCCCCACUGUCACCCCCACCACUCCUGCGGCCCAGACACCUGCAACCCCCGCGGGGGUGGCCAGCCCCACCCAACCCAUCCAGCUCAGUGACCUGCAGAGCAUCCUGGCCACCAUGAACGUACCCAACUCUGCUGCCUCAGGUCAAGGAGUGGACCUGGCCACUGUGCUGACUCCAGAGAUCAUGGCACCCAUCUUGUCCAACUCUGAGGUGCAGGAGAGGCUGCUGCCAUACCUGCCCUCGGGCGAGUCCUUACCUCAGAGUGCCUCUGAGAUCCAGAACACCCUCACCUCCCCACAGUUCCAGCAGGCCAUGAGUAUGUUCAGCAGUGCACUGGCCUCAGGGCAGCUUGGGCCUCUAAUGAACCAGUUUGGCUUGCCCAGUGGAGCGGUAGAUGCGGCCAACAAAGGGGAUGUUGAAGCUUUUGCCAAAGCCAUGGAGGGAGCCGACAGUAAGACGGAAGGGUCUGGAGAUAAGAAGGAAGACGAUGAGGACAUGAGUCUGGAUUAGAGGAUCCUUGCUGACUUGCAUGCAGUUUUCUGUGUCUCUCACACUUUGUUGAUGCCUUGCAGAAAAUAAGCUGUCUGGAAUGUCUGUUUACCUUUCUUUGUUUUGUAACACUGAGCUAAACUGCUACAAUAUAUAUUUUUUUUUUUAAACUUGGCUUACAGUAAAAGUAUUUUGGGUGUCA